AUGGCAGCCCCUGGCCCGAGCCCAGGUUUGGCCCAGGUCCGAGCGUUUCCACGCUCCAGAACGGGAUCACGGAAGAACACACCUUCUCUCCCAGCUGACCGCCUCUUCUCGGAGAAAGAAGCUGGCCAAACCAUCGCAACCACAAACCCAAAGACCGGACAAGAGGGAAGGAGCGGGAAGGUUCUUGCCCUGGGAUACGCAGUGAUUGAAGUUGGGGAGGAUGAGGAUUCGGUGCCGCCGCUCUCGGUUUUCUAUCCUCCUUCAUCGCAUCCGAAGCCUGCUCAGGCUCGUCCCCAGUGCUUUGCCCGUAGAGUCCUUCUCGGUUGGCUUUCCCCUCGUACAAACGUGUAUGGGCGCUGGUGUACAGGUUACUGCCGUCGUCAUAGUUUUGGAAUGGAUGAAACCACAGUCAAUGGUGAGCUUGACCUCUUCACGGAUGAUGUCCACUAUAUUGAGCCAUUACCCGCCAAUGUUGGUACGACCACGUAUGCUGGUGUCGGGCCUCUGUUACCACUUGGCUCUGGUACUUCAACGCGUUCCUCGGAAAUUCCUAGCGUUGUGGUUUGCACGAAGGCCGAUCUCAUGGAUAAUGCUGCCGAGGAUGUGAAAUUCAAUGGUGGACGCUGGGAAGAAAAGACAGAUCGAGCACGGCAGGCACUGGGAAAUGUCUGUUUGGCCUAUGGUGCCGCGCUGUUCUACACUGCCCCUACCCAGCCUACGACAUACGCUCUCUUGAAGAGCUAUACCGUCCCGCCUCCACUGAUUUCACCACCAGCCUCCCCAAACACCGUAUCGGCACCCGCCAUCGUCGGCUCUACCAAAUUCCCCUUCAAUCACCGAGCCAACGUGCUUGACAGAGAUGCUGCCAUGAUACCCAGCGGAUGGGACAGUUGGGGCAAGAUUAAUGUUUUGAGAGAUGGUUCUGACCCCGCGCAGCUGGAGAAGGGUUGGAAAGUCAGUUUGAGCAGGUAUGGUGACCCGCAGCCAACUCGACCUCCUCAUGAAAGACCCCAACCGAGAUUCCAGCCAAUCUUCCGACACGCGGCUUCCGCCACCUCAUCCUCCAACGUUCCCUCUGGAGAUGGAAGGUCGGAUUGGAGAGGGAGAUGA
This is a messenger RNA of Cryptococcus wingfieldii CBS 7118, 1110 nucleotides long. RefSeq lists its product as hypothetical. Lineage: Eukaryota; Fungi; Basidiomycota; Tremellomycetes; Tremellales; Cryptococcaceae. The record is from RefSeq and is a predicted model, not a curated record. Bases 1 to 1110 code for a protein of 369 amino acids. Gene Ontology annotation, biological process: microtubule cytoskeleton organization; microtubule-based movement. The transcript is spliced from 6 exons. Gene Ontology annotation, cellular component: centrosome; cytoplasmic dynein complex. Gene Ontology annotation, molecular function: dynein heavy chain binding.